AUUCCUGUACUGGAUGCUUUCCCUACAUGGUCACUGAAAACAGGCAGACGUCCUGCCUACAUCCUCAGGUAUCUCAGGCUUACUCUAUGGUUGUACAUCACAAGCAACACAGGAGCGCCACAGGGGUGUGUACUCUCGGCACUGUUCUACUCCCUCUAUACUUCAAACUGGGUGGCCAUCCAUGGCUCCAAUACGUUUGUGAAGUUUGCUGACGACACAGUGGUGUCGGGCGCCAUCUCCAACAAUGAUGAGGUGGCCUACAUGGAUGAAGUGAAGAAUCUGGCAUUGUGGUGCCAGGAAAACCACCUCCAGCUGAACGUCUGCAAGACCAAGGAGCUCAUGGUUGACUUCAGAAGGAGUAUGCACAGAGACUACAAGCCCUUCAAGUACCUCGGUGUCCACAUCUCCUCAGAUCUGACAUGGUCUGCCCACAUUCAGGUCCAGUCCAAAAAGGCUAGGCAGCGCCUGUACCACCUAAGACAACUGAGGAAGUUCAGGGUCUAUCCAGGGAUCCUAAGAAUUUUCUUUACAGGCGCUGUGGAGCACAUCCUCACACAGAACAUCACAUCCUGGUAUGGGAAUAGCUGUGCCAAGGACAAAAGAGCUCUUUGGAGAGUGAUCCAUACAGCAGAACACUGAUGCAGGACUGGUAUCCCCUCCCUACAGGACAUUUAUACCAGGGGAUGCUGGUCCAGAGCAGUUGAGAUAUUGAAGGACCUGUCGUCCCCCCCCCCCCAGCAAUAAACUGUUCCAACUUCUGCAAUCAGGCAGAAGGUUCUGCACCAUCCAGGCAAGAGCAGAGAGGCUCAAGAGGAGCUACACCCUCAGGCCAUCGAUGUGUUAAAUCAGAACCCCAUGUGACAUAUAAGAGAUCUUGAAUCUUGAAUCUUCCAAAUAAAAUAUUUACAGAACUUCUCAUAGUGUUCAGCAGAAGUAGUCCAAGCCACCCGAGUCCGAGCUCAGGUGGCACAUGCCACAUUCUCAGGGACAGGAGGGUGUGGCGUCUUGUGCCAGCCUGAGGGUCCUAGGUCACUAAUGGGUCUCCAGCUCCUCUACAUCAAGACUCCAGAGGUGUUCUGUCAUCUAAGCAUCCUCAUCACUGUUGUCUGCUCUUAGUCAAGCCACCAGUGGUGUUACACCACCUCCAGCGACUUCAGCCUCCUCCUGUCUGUCCUCAUGUGGGGUCCCAUUUCCCAUCCCAACUUCAUCAGCAGGAGCCAACUGAUCAUCUUCUUUGUCACCAGCCGCCAGCCAAACAUCCUUAGGUACUCCAUCUUCACUGCCGCGGACUGACUUUUCACCAUCCUGAGACGCUCCGUCUUCAUCUCUGGGCUUGUGGCCUGGCUGUUAAAAAUGUGGAUGGAUUGAUGAAUGGAUCAGAAAUGCAUGUAUAUAAUAUAUGAAAUUCCCUCCAUAUUUAUAAUAGAAAUAGAUUAGAGUCAUGUGUUCUUUUACACUGUUUUCAGGUCCGUUUGCUGUGUGGAAACAGUGGCAUUAUGCGUGGAGAGGAGAACUAUCUGGAACAUCAACUUAUCUUUCAGAAUAAAAGCAUUUCAUUUCUAUUAGAAGUAGUAUCCUGCUGGUUAGAUGAGUUUCACUCCCAGGGUUAGGUCUGCAGGGAAAAGAUUUUUUUUACUCUGAAAAAUGCUGACAGGAUGUCUUCAGUUUGUUAAUGCCUCACCUACUUAACUGAUGAAAACAUGCCCUGCAGGUUACAUUUGCCAGAAAGCUUAAAGGAAUGCCAAAGCAAACAACAGAAAAAUAGAUUUAGUUUACCAAGACCCCAGGUGCAGUAAUGGACAGACUAACCAGCAUACCCUCGUGAAAGGAAACUUGUCUACACAUUAUUAAAUAUUAUUCAUUAUUAUUUUAUGAUACCACAGGUGUCUGUCAGACAUUUUAGCAGCUCUCACACACUUUAAUUUUAUUAUAUUUGAGAUUUGAUUACUGUAAAUAAUGUGGUUUCUAAAACGAGGCUGGCGGCUACGAUUAUUGCAGUUCAUAGCUGUACUGGGAUCACUAUGGAUGCUUUUCCUACUUAGUCAACUGAAAACAGGCAGAAGUGCUGCCUACAUCCUCAGGUAUCAAUGGCUAGAGUAUACCGAUGAUGAUGAGAGCCCAGAGAAAGUUUGCAACUGCUCAGCAAUUCUGCUGGGAGAGGAGGAGGAAAUACAGCAAUCCAAAUUACUGUCCAUCAGCAAAGACUUCCAGAAGAGUACUCAGAUCCCUGAUGAGUAUUAUAUCAAUGCGACCAAAGACUGCAGUAAAUUCAAGACAAGCAGGAAAUAUAUAACAUUCCCAUUAAGCGAGGAAGAAGAGGACUUUCCACUAGCUUACUCUAUGGUUGUCCAUCACAAGGUUCACAACUUUGAGCGACUACUGCGAGCUAUCUAUGCACCUCAAAAUAUUUAUUGUGUCCAUGUGGACAAAAAAUCACCAGCCUCAGUCUUUAUUGCCAUCAACGCCAUUACUUCCUGUUUCCCAAAUGUGUUCAUGGUCAGCAAGGCUGUGAAUGUGGUCUACGCUGGAUGGACACGUGUACAGGCUGAUCUUAACUGCAUGGCUGAUCUCUAUAACACCAGUACGACAUGGAAAUACUUCAUCAACCUCUGUGGUCAGGAUUUCCCUCUAAAAACUAACUUGGAAAUUGUGCAAGCUUUGCGUUCACUAAAAGGAGGUAACAGUAUGGAGUCGGAGGAAAUGCCUCAAGGAAAGAAGGGAAGGGUGACAAAUGUUCACAAAGUAGUAAAUGGACAAAUGCAGCGAACAGGAAAAACAAAGGAUCCAGCUCCCUUCAAUCUGCCCAUACUAUCAGGAAAUGCCUACAUUGUGGUCAACCGAGGUUAUGUUCGCAGUGUUUUGGAAGACAAGCGAAUACAGGCCCUCAUUGAGUGGGCCAAAGACACCUACAGUCCUGAUGAGUUUCUGUGGGCAACAAUACAGCGAAUACCUGGUGUUCCUGGCUCAACGUGGCCCAACCGUAAAUUUGACAUGACAGACAUCAAUGCAAUUGCACGGCUCGUAAAGUGGCAUUGGCACGAGGGGUCAGAGGGUUCUCUGCAAGCAGUAUACCCAGAAUGUAAAGGCCACCAUGUCAGAUCAAUAUGUGUGUAUGGUGCUGGAGACCUGCAGUGGUUGAUUGAACAGCAUCACCUUUUUGCCAAUAAGUUUGAUGCAGACAGAGAUCCCAUUGCUAUCUACUGCUUGGAGAAAUAUCUGAGACACAGGGCACUGAUAGAGUUAGUUUAGGUGGAGAGUUAAUUAUCUAUCAUGAAAGACAAUUCUAAUAGAUAAUAAAACUAUAAACACAUUCUUGGGUAGUGUUGGAUCAUAAUUGUUAUAGAUGUGUUAUAAGUGUUGUGAAGAUUUUCGGCAUUUACAACAGUUUCUGUUUAUGUCCUUUGCUUUAAAUGUGGUGUCAGUGCUUUCCUGAGAUGAGGUUAAAUGGGGUUGGCUGCUCCUAUCUCUGUCGGCUGCUGGCUCCUGGGGGUUGUUAUUGUGAUUUCCCACCCACAUUAUCAAGUACAUUUUGUUACAAAUGCCACCACCUGAUGAAGCUCAUAAAACAACAUCCUCUGCAAAAAGCAGAGAUGAGAUUCUGAGGCCACCAAAGUCUGAAUCUUUCUGUCUGUCAGAUUCCUUGAAGCACAGGCUGAGGAAGAGGUGUGGCACCAAUAUAUCCACUUGAGCUUCUUAAUUAACCAUAAUGCAUCUGAAAGUCUGACGCUAACCAAUACUGAAAAAACAAAGUACAAUACACAUCACAAAUACAUUUCAAAAUGCAGUUUUAAGAUACUUUAUGGUUAUUUUACAAGGACAACAACAUUACGGUGCCAGGAUACGGACUCACGCCUAAUAGUAUAAAUACAACAAAGGAAUU
Messenger RNA from Oreochromis niloticus (Nile tilapia), 3880 nucleotides. Its product is annotated as beta-1,3-galactosyl-O-glycosyl-glycoprotein beta-1,6-N-acetylglucosaminyltransferase-like. The record is from RefSeq and is a predicted model, not a curated record. Gene Ontology annotation, molecular function: beta-1,3-galactosyl-O-glycosyl-glycoprotein beta-1,6-N-acetylglucosaminyltransferase activity. The transcript is spliced from 6 exons. Gene Ontology annotation, cellular component: membrane. Lineage: Eukaryota; Metazoa; Chordata; Actinopteri; Cichliformes; Cichlidae. The coding region runs from base 1957 to 3249 and encodes 430 amino acids.